This is a messenger RNA of Cloeon dipterum, 1971 nucleotides long. RefSeq lists its product as uncharacterized. NCBI's taxonomy places the organism in Eukaryota, Metazoa, Arthropoda, Insecta, Ephemeroptera, Baetidae. The record is from RefSeq and is a predicted model, not a curated record. The transcript is spliced from 7 exons. Bases 46 to 1971 code for a protein of 641 amino acids.
AACCUCAGUGCCCACACUCUUCCAGCAGUUUUGCGCUCUAAAGUAAUGAAGAACUUAAUCAAAAUGAAGCAACUGCGACAUCUUACGCUCAAAGGCUGCAUCCUCCACUGGCAAGACUUUGUGGAACUUUGUAAAAAUUUGCCACACCUCAAGGAACUUCGAAUCGGUCGCUUCCACGACUCAGCCAACACCCUUCGCCUUCUGGAGUUGAAAAAAGGCCUCAACGACAUUGCUCACAUCCGUACCCUCCACUGCAAAACAAUUCAAGGCCUAAUGCUUGAGGUUUUGGAGAGGAAUCUGCCCAAUCUUAACCUGGUAUUCAAGGGACCACUCAAAAAUGCAGCCUUUUUGUGCGAUGGUGAUCACAAAACAACUGCAAAUAUGCGUGAAAUUCUGUACAGACCUCUUUACAGUCGUUUCGCCAGGCAAAUUUCUCAGAGGUUUCCAAAUGUAACAUUCUACCAGGUAGACUGUCAUGGUGCGGAAUACAAAGAUUUUCUUCCUGAUCACCUGCCGUAUUUCGCAAAACUCGAGCAAUUGAAAUUUGAGGGUCUGAAGUGUCCGGAAAUUUUUUACUGCGUCCUGCUGAGGUACGGUAGAAAUUUGCAAGAGCUCGUCGUGAGAGGAGAUGGAGAACCGAGAUUAAGUUUCCAGCGCAUCUUCGAUCUAUGCCCCAAAUUGCAAUAUCUAACUCUGCGAAGGGUUUGUGUGGUAGACAAUUCAGAGCCGAUAAACUUCCUGAAGCUCAAGGAACUCUCCUUGAUCAAAAUCAGUUGCGAAAAUCCGUCCAACAUUUUGCUGGCUCCUAACCUCUAUAAGGUAACCCUCAAUGCGAAAUAUUCCGAUUUGGAGAAAUUGUGCCACGUGCUGCCCGCCGGCCAGAGCAAAAUCGAGACCUUCAUCAUGCACUUGAGAGACCUUGUAUGCAUAUCAAGGGAAAAUUUCGAAAGUCUCUCACAAUUUUGGAAAGUCCUAUCAGCUCUAUCACCGAGACUGACUUUUUGCAAGUUUUUCAUUGGUGUUUGGAAAACUGAGUACUGCUCGCAUGUGAAAUUAUGUCGAUAUAUUUGUGGAGAGGUCGGAGGCAUGUUGUUUUACCCUGAUUCGAGCCUUGUCGACGUUUUGCAAGCAUCAGUCAACAUGAAGGACGACUUGGUUUCCUUAACCAAAGUCAGGCUGCAAAGAAAUAUUCUGAACAGUCCAAGCAGCUUGAAGGACAAUUCCAUAAGAACUUUCAUAAAACACAUCGGCUGGUUCCUAGAUAAUGUCAACAAAAUUCAAUUCACCAGAAAAGUGUCCGGACCGGUGCGUGAAGAGAUUUUGAAAGAACUGCUGAGGCCGAGGAAAAUUGACCGUGGAGAAAGGAACAGGAAAUUUGCAAAUACAAUGAAAGCUAUUCCCUAUUUGCUCAGCUCCUGGACCAUAGAACUCAAACUGAACUUCCUCUACUACCUUUGCCCGAUGGAGAUUCGCCAGAACCUCACACCAAGGAUCCUCUCCAUGAUCGCUAAAGGAGCGCCUAACAUCGGAAAACUGAUCGACCGAGGCUCAACGACAGUUUUCACCAAACAAAUACGGAAGAGUUUGUGCAGAAUGGACAAAUUGACCUGUCUGGAGCUGAACAAUAUGGCCCUUCAAUGGAGGGACUUGGUGAAUAUUUGCAAAGCUCUGCCAACACUCGAGAAAAUGGGCUUUUUAUGCUUCGACCGCUCUAUUCGCCCUGAGGAGAUGGAAAAAGACCUAGACGCCGUGGUUCGAUUGAGGGAAUUGUAUUGCAGGCAAAUGAGCUUCUUCGAGCUGGAUUUGUUUGAAAAGCUUCUGCCCAACCUUGACGUGAUCGUCGAAGGACCGACAGCGACAGUGGAGAGAGUCCCUCUCAUUUCUCAUGACGGCGACACGCAAGUUAUUGCACACCUGCGUGGAUUUUUGAGCAGACGUUUAAACGACCCUUCCGGAAGUGGACUGCCAUGA